AUGCAAGCCGCCACAACUUCGACUUCGUCUUCGCACCACGUGUCGCCCAUAUCGUGCCCGCCGCAGGAGAAGCCGCAGGUGACCCUCGCCGACGUGCUACGCGGCGGAGCCGAGAACGACCGCCGCUCGCUCCAGGCCUACCUUCACACCCUGGCCGCCCGCGAGAAGGAGAAGCGCAAGCGCAAGCGCAACGACCGCAAGAGCAAGCGCUCGUCUUCUUCGUCGAGCAGCAAGCGGAGGAAGCGCAGCGAAGAGGAACUGAACGCCGCGGCCGGCGCUACUUCGUCUUCGGGCUCCAUCGAUUCGACGUCUUCGGCCAACUCGACCCCGUCGGGCUCCAUCGACAUGUCGGCCAACAUGAUGAUGCGCGGCAGCGUCGACCUCUCCGCCAUGCGCCUGGCCAGCAACGAGUACGACAUGGGCGCCCAUCACAUGCGCAGCCGUAGCGUCGACUUUGGGGCUCUACGUUCAAGCACGGCCGCGUUCGAUGCGAUGCGGGCGAGCCUCGACAUGUCGGCGGGCCGGGCCUCGGGCUGGGCCAGCACUACAGCCACCACGCACCACGGCAGCUUCCACCACCCGAGCGCCCGGGCGAGCUGCGACUUCGACGCGACGGGCUUCGGGGCCGACAUCAGCCCCACGUCGUCGUUCAGCAUGGAGGCGGGUCCUGUCUUCCUCGAGCCCGCCCCCCUGGCCUCCUUCUCGGUCGACGAGCACUCGCCCCAGCCGCAGCAGCAACAUCUUCAUCAACAACAGAUGAUGAUGAACCACGGUGGCGCUACGUUCCAGCAGCCGCAGCCCGUCCAGCAGCACUACGCGCAGCAACACCAGCAGCAGCAGAUGCACACGAGCUACCCCCAGUCCCAGCAGGCCCAGGUGGUGACCGACCUGCCCGACUUCGAGGACUUUGUGAGCUCGGCCUUCCUCCAGGCCUUCCCCGACCAGGCCGACCCCACCCUCCUCGAGCCGGGCAUCCCCGAGCAGCAGCCCUCGCCCGAGGCCCCAGUCCAGGCCGCCGCCGCCGCCCCGGUCUUCGCCGUGCCUGCCCCGCCGCAGCACUUCCAGCAGCGACAGCAGUCGCAGCACUACCACCACCCGCCCGCCCAGCAGCACCACCACCAGGCCCAGCCGAGCUGCAGCUGCCCCGACUGCCAUGUGACUCCCGUCCACUCCUCGUCGACGCAGCAGCAGCACGGCAACAACAGCUUCGCUGCCGCGGCGGCGGUCGAUGAGAACUCGCUGGGUCAGGCGGGCUUCGUGGGCGUGGAGGAGGACCAGGUGGAAAACUUCCUGGCCCAGUUCAUCGAGUGGAGCGAGCAGCGCGGGGUGGCGUCGCCGUCGUCGGCCUCCUCCCCGGCCGUCUCGUCGCCGGCCACCUCCCUGUACUACUAG
Messenger RNA from Acanthamoeba castellanii str. Neff, 1392 nucleotides. RefSeq lists its product as uncharacterized. The coding region runs from base 1 to 1392 and encodes 463 amino acids. The transcript is spliced from 2 exons. The record is from RefSeq and is a predicted model, not a curated record. NCBI's taxonomy places the organism in Eukaryota, Discosea, Longamoebia, Acanthamoebidae.